Molecule: messenger RNA, 442 nt
Organism: Nanorana parkeri
Lineage: Eukaryota; Metazoa; Chordata; Amphibia; Anura; Dicroglossidae
Product: death-associated protein kinase 2-like
Exons: 3
Coding region: 43-441 (132 amino acids)
Biological process (GO): intracellular signal transduction; positive regulation of apoptotic process; protein phosphorylation
Cellular component (GO): nucleus; cytoplasm
Molecular function (GO): ATP binding; protein serine/threonine kinase activity
Source: RefSeq, a predicted model, not a curated record
UGAACAUUUUGUGUUUUCAGCGGUGGGCACAGAUUUGCCAGUAUGGGGGAAAAGGGUCCGGCAGGAGGGGCACAGUCUUCUGAAGGGGAGAUAAAGCUCUCGGGGGAUGAGGAGGAGCUUCUGAAUCUGGAGGACGAAGUGUUUAACCCCAACAUGAGCUCCUUCAAGCACGAGAACGUGGAGGACCUCUAUGAACUGCUGGAGAAGUUGGGCAGCGGUCACUUCGGCGAGGUGAGGAAAUGCAAAGAGAAGAGCACGGGGUCCCUGUACGCGGGGAAGUUCAUCAAGACCCGAAAAUGUAAAGGGAGCCGCCUGGGCCUGGAGCGCGAGCAGGUGGAGCGAGAGGUCUUCAUCCUCCAGCAGCUGGAGCACCCCAGCGUCAUGAAGCUGUACGACGUCUUCGCCAGCAAGGCCGAAAUGGUCCUCAUCCUGGAGCUGUAAG